AUGUGCUGGGUGAGUGCUGUUGGUCCUCAAGCUGUCACGGUCAGCGGUCCGCCUACAACCUUGGAACAAUUCAUUCAGUAUCUAUCCAGACAGGCUACUCAGCAGGUUGUUAAACAGCUUCCAAUAUUUGGACCCUAUCAUGCCCCAUACUUGAGAUUGGGGUCGGAUUUCGCGCAGUUCUUAAGCGAAUGCAAUGUUAGCUCCAACCUUCUAGCAGGCUUGCCAGUUUUGAGGAAUGUGAUAUCUGCCAGCACGGGGAAUUCCGUCCAGGCGGAUAAUGCCCUUGACCUCCUCGGUGACGCUGUCCAGAGCAUCAUACAUGAACCAGUUUGCUUAGACUUGGUGAUUGAGGAGUUCGCCUUCUUCUGUAAUCUGGCCGACAAUCCUUGUUCCCCCACCAUUACUGCCGUGUGUCCUACGACUGGGUUGGGGGGUAUUGAAGGAGCACUCAGAUCACAAACGCAAGCUGCCAUCUCAAUCGAUAAUUUCCAUGACCUGGUCAGAGAGUGGAAUCCAUCACCGGGAUCUUUGGAUGCUCCUCUGGCCAUUGUGGGCACGGGUUGUCGAUUUCCCGGGGCAGACACGCCAGAAGAACUGUGGGAGCUGCUGGAAUCAGGCCAGGAUAUGCAUAAAACGAUCCCACAAAGUCGCUUCGAUAUCAACAAACAUGUCGACCCAACACUCAAGAGAAAGAAUACUUCCUCAACACCAUAUGGAUGUUUCAUCGACCAGCCAGGGCAAUUUGACCUUCGGCUUUUUAACAUGUCCCCUAGCGAAGCUGCCCAGACGGAUCCGAUGCAACGCCUUGCUCUGAUGACUGCAUAUGAGGCACUGGAGAUGUCAGGUUUCGUGCCGAAUCGGACUCCUUCAACGGCCCUUGACCGGGUGGGAACCUUUUACGGUCAAACUAGUGAUGACUAUCGAGAUACCAAUGCAGCACAGGAAAUUGGGACAUACUUUAUUACAGGCGGACUCCGUGCAUUUGGCCCGGGUCGGAUCAACUAUUAUUUCAAUCUCGGUGGGCCCAGCUACAACAUUGACACAGCCUGCUCUUCCAGUCUCACAGCUAUCCAUCUAGCAUGCGCCUCAAUCCGGAGUGGCCACUGUGACACUGCUGUGGCUGGCGGGUUGAGCGUGCUGACAUCUCCGGAUCUCUACGCAGGACUGAGUCGAGGGCAUUUCCUAUCCGAGACUGGAUCCUGUAAGACCUUCGAUCAUGGUGCAGAUGGCUACUGUCGUGCUGAUGGAAUUGGAACCGUGAUAAUCAAGCGAUUAGCCGAUGCACAACGCGACAACGACAACAUACUGGGUGUGGUAUUGGGUACUGGAACGAAUCAUUCGGCGGAGGCAGUGAGCCUUACUCAUCCCCACCCCCAAACGCAGGCCAAAUUGUUCCGGGAUGUUAUUGAAAGGUCUGGGAUAGAUCCAUUAGACGUAAACUACGUCGAGAUGCAUGGAACCGGGACACAAGCCGGAGAUAGUGCCGAGGUGGCGUCGGUGGUUGACGUUGUUGCUCCUUUUGGCCAAAGAAAGCUCGAUAAUCCACUUUACGUGGGCUCGAUCAAGGUGGGUACAUGA
Messenger RNA from Aspergillus melleus, 1578 nucleotides. RefSeq names its product polyketide synthase. Lineage: Eukaryota; Fungi; Ascomycota; Eurotiomycetes; Eurotiales; Aspergillaceae. The coding region runs from base 1 to 1578 and encodes 525 amino acids. The record is from RefSeq and is a predicted model, not a curated record. The transcript is spliced from 3 exons. Gene Ontology annotation, biological process: fatty acid biosynthetic process; secondary metabolite biosynthetic process. Gene Ontology annotation, molecular function: 3-oxoacyl-[acyl-carrier-protein] synthase activity; fatty acid synthase activity.